This is a messenger RNA of Aspergillus campestris IBT 28561, 216 nucleotides long. RefSeq lists its product as uncharacterized. The coding region runs from base 1 to 216 and encodes 71 amino acids. The transcript has 3 exons. Lineage: Eukaryota; Fungi; Ascomycota; Eurotiomycetes; Eurotiales; Aspergillaceae. The record is from RefSeq and is a predicted model, not a curated record.
AUGAAGUUCUUCUUUGCUCCUCUUCUCUGCCUCGUGGCAACGUCCGCGUCCGCGUUGACGAUUCCUGUCAAUGAUACACUGGUCGAGAACAAUGGACUGGAGAAGCGAAACCCGGUGAUUGCGCUUGGGCUGUUCAAUGAACUGCUUUCGGAGGCCGCCCUUGUGACGAGAGCUCUGGAAACUGCAUUAUGUGCAUCUCCACUCAGGGCGGCGUAA